Messenger RNA from Camellia sinensis, 1325 nucleotides. RefSeq names its product putative calcium-binding protein CML22. The record is from RefSeq and is a predicted model, not a curated record. Lineage: Eukaryota; Viridiplantae; Streptophyta; Magnoliopsida; Ericales; Theaceae. Gene Ontology annotation, molecular function: calcium ion binding.
AAUAAAAUUUUAAGUAUUUUGUCUGAAUAUGUAACAGAAUUGCCAUUUCUAAAAGCCAAACAAGUACAAUAGUUAAGAGAGAAUGUUCUCAAAGCAAUCUUCCACUUGAAAGAAAGAGAGAGAUUUCAAUUCAAAGCCAUAAUGCUUAAAGGCAUUUCCACUUCACUUUGCCAAAAGGCCCUGAACCCAUUUCCCUUUUACUUUUCCUUUGCUUGCCCUCCUUCAUGUCAUAUUCAAUGUUAGUCCCACACACACACACACAGAUAUACAGACCCAUGUAUAUAAAUGUUUGAAGGAAUACUCAGCUAUGUCAUCUCUCACACCAGAAACCAUGAAAGAUUCAUUGGGCCCGUCUCACACUAGCCCUGCUCUGAAGUCAUUGUCCAACAAAGUAGGAGGUAUACUCUGCUGUCAUAAUUCGCAAAACAAGUACAAGAGGUUAGACACUAAGCUCGAAAAGAAAAUGAUGGAAGUUAAGAGAAGUCCAUUUGGAAAUAACAAUUUCAGAUCAAUCAAUGGCAUAAUCAUGAGGUUCCCUCAGAUCAAAGAGGGAUUGAAAGACAUCCGAGGUGUCUUUGAACAGUGCGAUGAAGAUUCUAAUGGAACUAUUGACCUUGAGGAACUCAAGAAAUGCUUACAGAAAUUGCAACUCCAUCUUACAGAGAAGGAAAUUGAUGAUCUUUUUCACUCGUGUGACGUAGAUGGGAGUGAAGGGAUACAAUUCAAAGAGUUUAUUGUUCUUUUGUGUCUCAUUUAUCUCCUAAUGGAUCACUUGAACUCUCCUCACACUACAUCAAAGACGGGAUCGCCACAGCUUGAAGCCACGUUUGAUACUAUAAUCGAAGCAUUCUUGUUUCUUGACAAAAAUGGUGAUGGAAAGCUGAACAAGAAAGACAUGGUCAAAGCACUAAAUGGGGAUUCUCCUCUGGAGAUUUCCCCAGCACACGUUACAAGGACUCGAUUUGAAGAAACGGACUAGGAAAGAAAGGGGAAGGUUAGCUUCAGAGAGUUCCUUUUUGCUUUGAUCAAUUGGGUUGGAAUCGAUGCUGAUGAUGAGAUUCUUGUAGCAGAAAGUUAAACGGAGUCAAAUUAACUAUAAAUUGUCUAAAGUACAUUACUUAAACAUGCUGUUGUGCAGAUAUUGUACCAUUCAUACUCUAUAUUACUGUAGAAUUCUGAACAAUUUCUCUGACUAAUGGUAAGUUCUUUUUAUUCCUGAAUAUGUUGUUCCUGCUUUGUCUAUUCUAUUUUAUGAAAGAGUUAUGUUGGGGUGGAUUUUGACAGAACUUGGAUAUAGUAAGAGCUUCACUAUGUAGUUGAAAAGA